Messenger RNA from Malurus melanocephalus (red-backed fairy wren), 472 nucleotides. RefSeq names its product histone H4. The record is from RefSeq and is a predicted model, not a curated record. Gene Ontology annotation, biological process: nucleosome assembly. Lineage: Eukaryota; Metazoa; Chordata; Aves; Passeriformes; Maluridae. Bases 16 to 327 code for a protein of 103 amino acids. The transcript has a single exon. Gene Ontology annotation, molecular function: structural constituent of chromatin; protein heterodimerization activity; DNA binding. Gene Ontology annotation, cellular component: nucleosome.
GUAAAGCGUGCUGCAAUGUCUGGWMGGGGYAAGGGCGGCAAGGGGCUCGGCAAAGGAGGCGCCAAGCGCCACCGCAAGGUGCUGCGCGACAACAUCCAGGGCAUCACCAAGCCGGCCAUCCGCCGCCUGGCUCGGCGCGGCGGCGUCAAGCGCAUCUCGGGGCUCAUCUACGAGGAGACGCGCGGUGUGCUCAAGGUGUUCCUGGAGAAYGURAUUCGCGACGCYGUCACCUACACCGAGCACGCCAAGAGGAAGACUGUCACGGCCAUGGACGUGGUCUACGCUCUCAAGCGCCAGGGACGCACCCUCUACGGCUUCGGUGGCUAAAGCCGUGUUGUAAAACUUACGUUGUUAAAAACAUCAAGGCUCUUUUCAGAGCCACCCACAAUUUCACAAUGAGAGCUGUUUAUUGCUACAAAGCUGAUAAUAAGUGUAAAUAGCCCCAACGUUAUUCAAUGUCGUGUAGAGCAGU